GAAAUUAAAUCUUAUUUAUGUUCACUUGAAUGGCAAUAACCAUAUUAAUUUAGAAUGUUUUCGUUUCAUUGCUACGAAUUUUGAAUGUCGAAUGUUUUAAAGGACGAUUUUAAUUGUAGAUUUUUAUGAUUCCUCACUCAUUUUAAGUGUCAUUGUUCUCUUUACCGUUAUUGAAAAUAUUUUAUUAUUUAAUUUUCGUAUUUGCUGAAGGAUGUUUACCUUCUCAUAAUGCAGACGAUAUUUUCUUUACUUUUGGGAAAUAAUUUGUUCUUAAAAAAAAUGGAAAAUAUUUACGAAAGAAAGAUGCUACAGAUCUGAAUUUGUAAAGCUAAUUCAUUCGUCUAAAUUUCCCUAAUUUUCUUUUUCUAAAAGUUAUCCUAAGUUGAAUUAAAUUUUCAUCGCAUAUGGAUUUUUGAUUCUAAUUGCUGUAUCUUAUGCAAGUAGACUUUCAUCUUAAAAAAAUUUCUAUGUCUGAAAUGAGACAUGGAAGUAGAAAAGCAUAGUGCUCUGGGAAUGGAUUUUAAAAACUUAAUAUCUUGCAUCCAUUAUCAUGAAGAUUCUCAGGAUAAAGAUGUCAUUCUAGAAACUUUGAAAACUAUUAUUGAUAUCUGUUCCAUUGAAAGUUGUGGACGAGAUGCAUUUCGGGAAGAGGGAGGCUUGGACUUUCUUGUGGAGUUCUUGUUUUCAACAGAUAAUACAAUAUUUCUUGAGCAUGCCCUUAAAACUUUAGCUUUUGUUAUUGAUGAAAAUGUUCACAGUCAAAUGUAUAUGAGCAAAAGAUCUGUUUUUGAAGUGCUUCAAACGAUUUUGAAAAAGCAGUCAUUUCCUACUGCAGUGCAGAAAAAUGCUCUUGUAUUGAUAUCAACCAUUUUAUAUCACAAUAGUACUGCUCAAAAUUUGGUUUUUGAAAUUGGAUUUCUUCAAGACCUGUUGAGUUUAUAUGAGUACUAUGCUCAAGGUGCUAUGAUUAAUAAUUCUUGUAUGACUUCAAACUUAGACAAUUCUGUUCUAAACUUGUGGAUGAGUACAAAUUCUGCAUUGUGCUUUGCUGUUAAUAAUCCUCAAAAUGAGAAAAAUCAAGAUCUUUGUAAAAAUAUUUUUCCUAUAGCCUUAAAAAUUUUGGAACUUUCAUCAAAUUCUGUAGUCAAGAAUUCCUCUGCAUCUUUUCUUUUGUUGACUAUUUCAGAUAAUGCAAAAUGCCAGGAUUAUUUUUCUGUUUGCGAUGGCUUUCUUGUCUUGAAACGAUGCUUUCAAAAAUAUUUUGAUACAUUAUUGUUGGAUAUGAAGAUAUGCAAUGGAGUAACUGGAAAAGAAACUUAUCAAGCCAUAAACAAUAUUAUUGGCAUUAUUAGUUCAGCAUCUUUGGACCAUGAGGAAAAUGCAACAAUUUCUGGGGAAAUAGGCAUAUUGUCCAUGAUGAUUAAAUUACUUUUCUUGGAAACAUUUGACUUUCAGUUGAAGACUAAAAUUGUAUUAUGUCUUGGGCAUUGCAUUGGUGCUUGUUGUUCUAACAAAUCAUAUGUAUUAGAAACUGAGAAUUUUGAUGCAUUUUUAAAGAGAUGUUUGCAACUUGGGAAUGCAGAGCUAUCUUCUGCAUGCAAAUAUUUAUUACAAGUUUGUUUAAUGAAUAAAGAAUUACUUGACAGUAAUCUGGAUUACACAAGAUGUGAUCCUGAAUAUUAUAAUGAUGCUUUAAUGAACAACUUUGUAUCAAAUGGAAUGCAAAGCUCUACAAAAGUGCCAAGCAUUCAAUCGCCCAGUUUAAAAGUAAAAAGUAGCUCCAGGUCUUUAGAAAAAGCAAAUUCUUCCUCAUCAUCCAUUUAUGAAAGUACUUCACAAACAAUAUGUAGGAAAAGAAAAGUACCACACAUUUCUGAAAGAUCUCUAAAUAAAUUGUCCAUAAAAAAGGAAAGUCUUUCUGAUUCAAAAACUGUUCAGUGUGACCUUUUAUCAGAUCAACUGUUUUCAUCAAAAAACAAAAAAUAUUCAAACAGUUUUCAUUCAAAUGCAACUUUGGAUUCUUCAAAAUACAAAUCUUGUAAAAAAGAAAUGAACCAAAUUUCACCUUCUGAUGGCAAAUUCAUCAAGCAAGAUGUAAUCUCUAACAAAAAAUCAUUUACAGAUUUUUUGACAAAUGAAAAUAAAAGUAGUACAACAAAAUUUAAAAAUCAAAGUUUUCGUAAAACUAAUAAUUCUAAAAUUUCAUCUAAUAACGCUAUUACAGAUUGGCAUAUGCACAUUACAAGAAAAUUGAAUGAAAGUGUAAACUUAUCAACUAAUAAUCCAACAAAAACUGAAAGUAUUUCUCCAGAUAAUAAUGGCAGUUCUUUUUUGCCUUACAGUAUGAAACUUGCAAAUCAGAAUUCUCAGCAAGAAAAAUGCCCUAAACUUUUUAAGAAAAAAAGAAGAAUAUCUUCAAAAAAAUCACCAAGCAUUUUUUCUGGUUCAAGCAGUGAAUAUUCUUUUACUCCAUUUAAUGUUAAAAAUUCCAAAAGACCAGAGAAUGAAAGUGGUUCUUGGUUUGGAUAUUAUAAACCUUGUCAAUCAGAAAUAAAUUUUCCUGAAACCUCUAAAAAUUCUGGAACUAUAAAUGAUAAUUAUCAAAAUAACUUCCUGAAAUGCAAUCUAAAUGAUAAACUAGAAGCAUCUGCAAGAAAACCUUCAUUUUCUUCUAAUGCAGAAAAGCAAGUAAUAAAAGAUCGACUGUCAGAAUUUUCUUUUAAACUUUCUCCAACUACAUUUAAAAGUGAGAUUGAGAAAAACUCAUUUUCUAGAGGCAAAAAAAUGCCAAAAACAGAUAAGGAGAAUAUACUUGAUUUAACAACAUUUACUAAUUCUUCAUUUCAACAUGAAAAAAGAUUAAUGGAUUCAGGCUUUUCUUCUAGUCACUUUUCGCAACAUAGUAGAAGAUCUAAUAUGUAUUUAAAUGAUUGCUAUCAGUCAAGUAAUUGGACUGAUUUUCCGCAAACAUCAAGAAUUUUUGAAAAUCCAUAUGAAAGGAAACAUUCUUGGAGUUGUUCUUCCACUGGAACUUACAGUGAAAGUUUUUCUCCCUUCAAUUCCAAUAGAUAUGUACAAGUUAUUGUACUACCUAAAAAAACUUGUGUACAACAUGGUUUGAGUUCAUCUGUUGAAUUGAUGGAAGUUAUUUCCUUAGAAGAUAUUACCCAGUGCUAAUCUCUAUUUUUCUCUGCUUUUUAUUGACUUUGUAUGUAUGUUAACCAGUUAAAUAUUGUGAUAAGUAAAAUUUAUUAUGA
This is a messenger RNA of Argiope bruennichi, 3257 nucleotides long. RefSeq lists its product as uncharacterized. Gene Ontology annotation, biological process: homologous chromosome pairing at meiosis; meiotic attachment of telomere to nuclear envelope. The coding region runs from base 484 to 3177 and encodes 897 amino acids. The record is from RefSeq and is a predicted model, not a curated record. Lineage: Eukaryota; Metazoa; Arthropoda; Arachnida; Araneae; Araneidae. The transcript is spliced from 14 exons.